AUGGCUUCCCUUCAAGCCAAGCAAAAGCCAGACGUCAUCGUUGUCGGCAGCGGCAUUGCUGGACUUUCCGCAAGUAUCGCAGCAGCGGAAAAAGGCGCUUCAGUUCUUCUACUUGAACGCUUCCACGGCGGAGGCACCACAGCCCUCUCAGGCGGUAUUGUCUACGCUGGUGGGGGGACACAGCAACAAAAAGAGGCCGGAUAUGAUGAUACCCCGGAAAACAUGUUUGCCUAUCUACGCCAGGAGAUCGGAGACGUGGUUCAGGAGAAGACGCUGAAGCGAUUCUGUGACGAAAGUCCCGGAAUGAUCCAAUGGCUGGAGAAGCACGGUGCUCGCUUCAAGGGGGCUUUGAGUCCAUACAAAACGAGCUAUCCCAAUACUCAGCAUUACCUCUACUUUUCGGGUUCGGAAAAGGCAUAUCCGUACUCAUCACUCGCGAAGCCUGCACCGCGAGGGCAUCGCAUGGUGCACGAUGGAUUCUCCGGGGCCGGCAUCGCCAAAGCCUUACUUGAUGGGGCUAGACGACUUGGUGUUCAGAUUGUGCCAGCCAGCAAAGUUGAGAAGAUUCUUUUGGCCAAAGAUGGCUCCGUCCGAGGAGUCGAGUACCUCACACUAGCCAACUCAGCCUCAAAGCUUGCCAAGCAUGAGAAGCUGACCAAUCGAGCUCUCAAAUACCAAAUCACGCUGCCCCCCAUUGCAGGAUGGCUUCAUAACCGUGCCAGCAAAAUAUUCGAGCGCAACGCUCAGUUUGCCGCCGCCGAGGCACCCGCUGUUAUCUUGGCGGCUGGAGGCUUCUCCUAUAGUCCUGAAAUGCGAAGGAAAUAUCUUCCCGACUUCCAGGGCGUCACUCCCCUUGGGACACCAGCUGACGAUGGGUCUGGUAUCAUGCUAGGAGUAGCCGUUGGAGGCUCCACAUCUCACAUGGGCUGGGAACGCGUUGGUGCUGAGGAUGUAUACGGUGCCUUGUUGACAGAGAAGAUGAUGCGUAAUCACCAGUCCCAAGGUUUUGCCAUCUAUGACUCGACACAGUGGGCCAAGGCGAGGAAGCAACUGCCCACGCAAAAGGCCAGGUCUCUUGAGAAGCUAGCCAAGAAGUUGGGAAUUUCGCCUCAGGGCUUGAGACAGACUGUCGAUGCAUAUAACGACGCCAUCAAAAAUGACAAGCCUGACCCGGCGAACAAGAUGCCCGACACUCGAUCUCCUAUACUGAAACCACCAUUUUACGGCAUCGAUAUAUCUAUCAAAUUGACAAAGGGUCUUCAGCAAGUCAUUGGGCUGUCGCUUGGUGGCCUACGAGUCGAGGAGGAGUCAGGGUUGGUUCUCAAUGAGGCUGGAAAGCCAAUCAAAGGCUUGUGUGCCGCGGGGAGGAAUGCUGUGGGUAUUUGUUCAAGCACGUAUGUGAGCGGCCUCUCUCUUGGUGAUGGUGUAUUCUCAGGCAGGCGGGCUGGUGUUCACGCUGCUGGAAACGUGAAGACGACGUGA
Molecule: messenger RNA, 1482 nt
Organism: Fusarium keratoplasticum
Lineage: Eukaryota; Fungi; Ascomycota; Sordariomycetes; Hypocreales; Nectriaceae
Product: FAD-binding-2 domain-containing protein
Exons: 3
Coding region: 1-1482 (493 amino acids)
Source: RefSeq, a predicted model, not a curated record